Messenger RNA from Apus apus (common swift), 488 nucleotides. RefSeq names its product retinol binding protein 2 (gene RBP2). Gene Ontology annotation, biological process: fatty acid transport. The transcript has 4 exons. Gene Ontology annotation, molecular function: fatty acid binding. NCBI's taxonomy places the organism in Eukaryota, Metazoa, Chordata, Aves, Apodiformes, Apodidae. The record is from RefSeq and is a predicted model, not a curated record. Gene Ontology annotation, cellular component: cytosol; nucleus. Bases 53 to 460 code for a protein of 135 amino acids.
CUGUUUCCAGCCUCACCUUUUGAUCUGAAGUUGGUGUUAAACUCCUGCCGCCAUGCCUGCUGAUUACAAUGGAACAUGGGAAAUGGAAACCAAUGAAAACUUUGAAGGCUACAUGGUUGCUUUAGGUAUUGAUUUUGCAACUCGUAAGAUUGCAAAACACUUAAAACAAACAAAGGAAAUUACUCAAAAUGGAGAUAACUUUAAAACAAAAACACUCAGCACUUUCAGAAACUAUGAUCUGGAUUUCACUGUAGGAGUGGAGUUUGAAGAACAUACCAAAGGACUGGAUAACCGAGUAGUAAAGACACUAGUGACCUGGGAUGGUGACAAACUGGUAUGUGUUCAGAAAGGUGAAAAGAACAACAGGGGCUGGAAACACUGGAUUGAAGGAGACCUGCUGCAUCUGGAACUGACAUGUGAAGACCAGCUGUGCCAUCAGAUAUUUAGAAAGAAAAAGUAAGACUGACCAGAAAGCCACCCAGAUCUUC